Messenger RNA from Pichia kudriavzevii, 285 nucleotides. RefSeq lists its product as uncharacterized. The transcript has a single exon. NCBI's taxonomy places the organism in Eukaryota, Fungi, Ascomycota, Pichiomycetes, Pichiales, Pichiaceae. The coding region runs from base 1 to 285 and encodes 94 amino acids. The record is from RefSeq and is a predicted model, not a curated record.
AUGCAAUUAUUGUGUAACAAAGUUGCCGAUCUAAGAGAGGCUCCAUUUACGAAGGAGAUGUCAUUUGACUCAUACUCACUGAGUCAAAUCAGCUUGUCAGUUGUGAAGCAACCAAAAUGCCAUCAAGGUGUACAUUUUUAUAAACCCCCAGAAGCACUUAAUGAGAUUGAUCGACUGAUUUUUGUUGAAGGAGAUGGUAUUACCCCAUUGGGAGCGUUGCAAAAGGUUCAACAUAAUGUUAAGGAAAAUUCAAAUUAUGCUCAAAGGUCAUGGAGCCGCCAUUAG